AUGGCCUGGAUGGUCUUGCACGGAGUCGACUCAGUGCAAUCCACUCGCAUUUCGCGAAACUUGCUGUACACCAGUGGACCCCUCUCCGUCCUUUACCUGAAUUUCUUCUACCUGGACACCAGUCCGGCCUUCUGGUUAUCCAUUCCCCUAGCCGUCGUCCUAGCCCUUCUCCCGGACAUCCUCUGGCGUCUCGCCUCAGAUGCCUGGUGGGAUCACCAGAUAGCGCUUUCCGGUGUCAAACGCGAAAAGGAGCGGCGAAAGCGGAGAGCUAGGAGAAGAUUUUUCACGACCGAACCAGAUGGCUUAGAGGAAACUGCACUGGAUGCGGUAAGCAUGGAAUUAUGCCCUCAUGGUGACAACUGA
Dibothriocephalus latus is the source of this 363-nucleotide messenger RNA. Lineage: Eukaryota; Metazoa; Platyhelminthes; Cestoda; Diphyllobothriidea; Diphyllobothriidae. The record is from the annotation of a GenBank genome assembly.